CCAUCCUCCAAGCUCGUUCGCCCCCUCCGCCAUUGCCGUUCUCGAGCUCGUUCGCCGCCGUUCUCGAGCUCUUUCGCCGACUCCGCCGACGUCGUUCUCGAGCUCGAACGCCCGCUCCGCCAGCGCCGUCGUCGUUCUCGAGCCCGUUCGCCGAGCGCCAUCUCCUCCGCCGCCUCUUGCGCACCCAGGAAAUGCCCCGCUCACUGCUGUUCAACUUCUUUGGGUCAAUAUGAUUAUGGACACUCUGGGAGCACUUGUUCUGGCCACUGAACCACCAAACAAUGACUUAAUGAAGCGAAUGCCGGUUGGGAGGAAAGGGAAUUUUAUAAGUAAUGUGAUGUGGAGGAAUAUCUUUGGACAGUCAUUAUAUCAGUUUUUAGUUAUGUGGUAUCUCCAGACUCAAGGGAAAAGUAUAUUUGGGCUUGAGGAGCCUAGUGCUGAUCUUACACGGAAUACGCUUAUAUUCAAUACAUUCGUCUUCUGUCAGGUCUUCAAUGAAUUUAGCUCUAGAGACAUGGAGAAGAUAGAUGUUUUUAAAGGCAUAUUGCAGAAUUAUGUGUUUGUGGGUGUUCUUUCUUGCACUGUCAUCUUUCAGAUAAUAAUUGUCCAGUUCCUUGGUGAAUUCGCAAGCACUACGCCAUUGACAUUGUUACUGUGGUUCAUCAGUGUGUUUAUUGGCUUUCUUGGCAUGCCUAUUGCUGCUGUUGUGAAGAUGAUUACCGUUGGAUCUAAUUGAAGAAGAUUUAACGUAGGAGAGUAGAACCGAUAUUUAUGAGAUAGAUAUCGAGCAUUCAGUUCUCUACUUCAGUUUACUUUUCUGCUGUCAUGAGUCAAAGCAUGCGCAGCAAUUGUUCACUGAAUAUGGUUGUAUUUAUGUAUUUUCCUUUGAUUAUUUUCCAUCUGUAUUGGCUUGAUUGGUUUUGUAAUGUAGAAGUUAUAUGCCGGUAGAUUAUAUUUGUAAUAAUUAAGAUUUAAGUUAACGACUGAGACUUUAUUUGUAAUAAUUGAGACUUUAUCUGAUGGAAUUUGAAGAA
This is a messenger RNA of Asparagus officinalis (garden asparagus), 1034 nucleotides long. Its product is annotated as calcium-transporting ATPase 1, chloroplastic-like. Gene Ontology annotation, cellular component: intracellular membrane-bounded organelle. The record is from RefSeq and is a predicted model, not a curated record. Gene Ontology annotation, molecular function: P-type calcium transporter activity. The transcript is spliced from 3 exons. Lineage: Eukaryota; Viridiplantae; Streptophyta; Magnoliopsida; Asparagales; Asparagaceae. The coding region runs from base 230 to 736 and encodes 168 amino acids.